Molecule: messenger RNA, 1155 nt
Organism: Penicillium pulvis
Lineage: Eukaryota; Fungi; Ascomycota; Eurotiomycetes; Eurotiales; Aspergillaceae
Product: transcription factor domain-containing protein
Exons: 1
Coding region: 1-1155 (384 amino acids)
Biological process (GO): DNA-templated transcription
Molecular function (GO): DNA binding; zinc ion binding
Source: RefSeq, a predicted model, not a curated record
AUGCAGCGAACUAUUGAAACGCGCAAACGCUGUUGGUGGGCUAUUUAUGAGAUCGAAACCUUCUGUUCUAUCUCAUACGGAUACCCCCAUGGCAUCGUUGAUACAGAUUGCAAUGUGGAGCUCCUAGAUCCGCUGAUGACGUCUCCUGGUCAGUCACCGGCCAUUUAUGAUGAAUUACACCAGUGCCCAGCCAGUCUCUUGUCUUAUAAAUAUCUGAUGUCAAAAUUGUCUGUUCUGCUCAAGGAUGUCUUGAACGAUUUAUACGGAGUCGGAUCGCAUCAAUCAGGGAGCAGCAAACGACGCCCAGGCUCACUCGAUCUCAAAACACUUUUGCACAAAGUGCCCAUAUUGGAUGACCGAUUGCAGAAGUGGAAGGCCGAAUUACCAGAUAUUUUACGCCUAAAUCCUAUUACCCCGACACAAUAUUCUUCUGUCGAAGUAAUGGAUUGUGACAUUGGUGCAUCUGGCCCUGGCUUCGAGAGCCACGUCUAUCAGCUUCAAGCUCUGGCUCUUUCGCUAGCGUAUGAAAAUGCAAGAAUCCUCAUCCAUCGACCACUUCUCACGUACCGAACGCGACCUGGUAGUGAUCGCGAACUAGGAAGUCUUCGCGAAUCAUCUAGAAAGGCGUCCCAUCUCUCCUUAGAGGCCUGCCGAGAUGCUGCUAUGAAUACCUCAAACCUUGGAGAAUCCCUCAUAUUUUCGCUUGCGGCGGAUACGUAUGCUGCCGCAUUUAUAAGCAUCCAUACAUUUACCGCCGGUGUUAUGCUUUGUGUUCUGACCAACAUUGACCCCUUGGCCCCAGAGUCUCAGCAGUCUAAAAUAGGCCUCCGUCGGCUUUUGAAAAUGCAAGCACAUUUGAAGUCGAAGUCACGAUCGCCCAUUUCAGAACAGGGACUUGAUAUCCUAGAGCGAUUGACUCGAUUAGUCAUGGAGAAAGAAUUGAAAGAGAUUUUGACUCCCAUAAAUGCGGUUAGCUCACAGUUUCAGGGAAUGGAAGCCCCCGCACUUGGCCAUUCCCAGAAUUUGGGUGAAUGUGAGCCAAAAGACCAACUAGAUGAGACGGAGGAAGCUACUCAAGAAGCGGGCUUAGUGGACUUAGUGGAAGACACGACUGUUUCACAGGCGUUAUUUGAACUUGACCAAGGUAUGGACUAA